AUGUCUGUAUGUAUGUGUCAGCGUUAUAAUAAAUCCCUUAAGAUUGUACACCAAAAACUUAUUUGGAAGAUUGUGUUGAUCUGCAUCUUGGCUCUUGCUACCGGCGCCUUCGCUGCUGCCAUUGAAAGCACCACCGAAAAACGUGAAAUUAUUCCCUUGCUUAAAUACGAACGUGUCAACAAUCCCGAUGGCUCUUUCCAAUUCACUUACGAGGGUGGUGAUAAAUCAUUCCGUGAAGAAACCGCUCAUGUUGUAGAUGCCGGCACUGAAGAUGAAGCUCUUGAGGUUUCAGGCUCAUAUCGUUAUAUCGAUGAAGAGGGUCGUGAAAUCGAAGUACACUAUACAGCCGGUAAGAAUGGUUUCAUUCCAGUCGGUACGAACAUUUUGUCGGAAAUCUCUGAAGGUGCCAAGGCUGCUGCUAAAGCUGCCCAGGAACAAGUUGAAGAAGAGAAGAAGAAUGCUAAAUCGCUUUAA
Molecule: messenger RNA, 474 nt
Organism: Musca vetustissima
Lineage: Eukaryota; Metazoa; Arthropoda; Insecta; Diptera; Muscidae
Product: larval cuticle protein 65Ag1-like
Exons: 2
Coding region: 1-474 (157 amino acids)
Cellular component (GO): chitin-based extracellular matrix
Molecular function (GO): structural constituent of chitin-based larval cuticle
Source: RefSeq, a predicted model, not a curated record